Necator americanus (New World hookworm) is the source of this 270-nucleotide messenger RNA. RefSeq lists its product as uncharacterized. The coding region runs from base 1 to 270 and encodes 89 amino acids. The record is from RefSeq and is a predicted model, not a curated record. Lineage: Eukaryota; Metazoa; Nematoda; Chromadorea; Rhabditida; Ancylostomatidae. The transcript has a single exon.
AUGAAGUUGGAUUUGAACUUGCUACGGAGACAGGAGGAAGCCGACCCGUAUCAAACUACUCGCGAACUGACAGUCGCUCUUGGAAUGAGUCAAACCACAGUUGUUCGCGGAUUGAAGUCAAUCGGCAAGGUGCGAAAACUAGGUCGAUGGGUACCACAUGUUCUGAUGCAGUAUGAGAUGGACUGCCGCGCUGAUACGGCACAUUCUCUCCUCACGCUCAAGCGCACCUACACGUGGCUUGAGCACCUAGUCACCGGGGAUGAGAAGUGA